Nasonia vitripennis (jewel wasp) is the source of this 3570-nucleotide messenger RNA. RefSeq lists its product as uncharacterized. The transcript has 5 exons. NCBI's taxonomy places the organism in Eukaryota, Metazoa, Arthropoda, Insecta, Hymenoptera, Pteromalidae. The coding region runs from base 735 to 1319 and encodes 194 amino acids. The record is from RefSeq and is a predicted model, not a curated record.
UACAAUUACCCCUACUGAGAAAUGUAAAAUUAUCGUAAGGGAACGGAAUUGCGUACUGGUAAAAAUACUGCAGAGUGGUAAAGUUUCACUAUGCGGGAAUUUCGCGCAUACGAGCGGCGCACGUGUUACUCUCCGCUCUCGCAUGAGUUGUACUGGAGAGUCAAUUGCAUCACCACGGUCGUGGCAUAAUUGUUUAUUGUGCUGAACGGCUUCUGCGUCAUCUCAAGAAGCACAACGUUCCUAUUGCCUUGGCUACAAGUUCCAGUGCAGAGAGUUUUGCUUUGAAGACUAAGCACUUGACCGAGAUUGAUGUUAUUGUACUCUAUUCUUGCCUUGGAUGCUAGUGGUUGGAUCCAUGCGACGAAAUGUGACCUGCUUAUUGCCCAAAAGAUUGAUUGCCACAAAAUUACACGGUUGCCUAUAGGAUAAUCAUAUCUGAGAGAAAGGUUAUGUUUCGCCUACGGACUAUGGCCAAACGGAGCGAUCUGCUGUCGUCAGUUCGACUGAACGACUUCAGCUGAGCGUCAGUUUUGACCUCUUGGAAAUCGGUAUUCCGAGAACGAGCCAGAUCAGUCGAGUCUCGAGUCUUAACGAAACAGUCAAAGUUCGGGAGAGCUACUGGACACAUCCUUUCUCGCGUUCUUUUCACUCGGAAUACAAGAUUUCACCUGUCAAACAAAAAUAUUGGUUUUAUUAUUUUGAAGUAUGGAUCAGCCUAAGGAUUGCUAACAAAAAUGCUUGACGACUUAGAGAGUGGUCAGAAAGGAAUUUUCUACGACAUCAUGAUUAAUUAUUUCAUGAACAAUCCCGUAUUAUACGACAAAAUGGAUGAAGAUUACAUGUACACUGUUGAGCAAAUAAGCAAAUUAAAGAUACUUUCAGAUUAUUUAAAGGAUUUGAAUAUCGUCGUAGGAGUACCUCAAAUAAUUCUGGCUUGGCAAGAUCUUGCAAAGCAGUUCAAGAAGCAUUCGACUGAUGAGAAUAAUGCAGGCACUGGGUCUGGUGCGAAAGAAAAUGAUUUCCCAUACUUAGAACAUUUAAUGUUCUUAAAACCUGCAGUUCAACAUCGACCAGUAUUAUCAAGCGGCCUUCCUGAUGAUGGUGCACUACAAUUGCAACAAAGAUCUUCAGCAAUCGAUUCAAGUGGAUCAUCGAAUGUUUUUACAUUUAAUUCAGUGCCAUCAUGUAAUAACGCCAGCCAUCCAUCACUGGCUAAGAGCUCCUGCAUACCACCUAGCUAUCGUAUGCCACCAAAUAAUCCAGCUACUGCAACUGAUUGUGCACCCCCGUCAAAACGAUCAAUAUUGAUUCAAUGCUGAUUUCAAUAUUGAUUUCAGUCUGAAAUCAGCAUUGAUUCAAUAUUGAAUCCACGUUGAAUCAACAUUGAAUUUGUCCGAAAACGCAACGUGCUUUCAGCCAUGAUUUCAGACUGAAUUCAGUGCUAGAUUUCAAAAUUCAAUCAGGGUUGAAAUAAAAUUGUAAAAAAAAACCGCCAAGACGUGGGCUCGAACCCAAGACUUUUUGAUUAGUAGACGAACGACUUGACCAUUAAGCCAUUUCGAAACUUGCAAUGUAUAUCUCAUAAUGUAACAUACACAGAAACCUAUAGGUGGCAAAUACUCUCGAAGCUGGGUACCUUCCCGAGAGCACAGAGAGGUCCAGUUGAGGUUCCAGUCCAGUAUUAUUAUAAAAAUCAUGAUAGAGUAGGUUAAUUUUCGGUUAUUCUCUAUAGGAUUCCGUUUAUGUUACAUUAUGAGAUAUAAAUGUAAGUGUCGAAAUGGCUAAUUGGUCAAGUCAUUCGUCUACUAUUCAAAAGGUCUCGGGUUCGAGCCCAGGUUUUAUCGAUAUUUUUUUUACAAUUAUUUAUUUCAACUCUGAUUGAACUCUGAAAUCCAGCACUGAAUUCAGUCUGAAAUCAACGCUAAAUCCACGUUGCGUUUUCGGACAAAUUGAAUGUUGAUUCAACGUUGAUUCAACGUGGAUUCAAUAUUGAAUCAACGCUGAUUUCAGACUGAAAUCAAUAUUGAAAUCAGCAUUGAAUCAACGUUGAUCUUUUUGACGGGGACUACCUGAAAAUUUAUUUGCUGCUAGAAACUCAGUGCCACUCAAGAACCGAGCUGCUAUUGGAAAUUAUGUGAUGUCACCAAAGUACCAACGUGCUACUGGAAGUUCCUCGAUGCCAUCCAAUUAUGAAGUUGCUGCUGGACAUUCUUUGACGCCAUUUAACUAUCAAGCUGCUGCUGCUGGGUGUUCUUCUAGACCAUCCAAUGAUCAUUCCAGUGUCGAAAGCUCUUUUGGUCUCCAUUACAAUAAAGCUGCUGCUGCAACAUCAAAGCCAUUAUCUUCCAAGCGCAAAACUAAAGUGCUAGAUUAUGAUAAAAGUGCACAAAAGAAAAUGAAAUUUAUGACAGAAGAUGAUAAACCAAUCAAGAAUCUUGAAAAAAAAAAUGAUUGAAACUCUUGAUCAUGUUAAUAUGCAGAUUGGUAACACAAAAGACGACCUAAAGCAAAACACAGCUAAGAAUACUGCUUAUUUACCAAGAACAUCAACAAUUGAUUAUUCAAAGCAUUUAGCUGCUGCUUUUAGUCAAAUUCCAGCAGGAUAUGAACAUGAGUGCAUGGAAUACGUAAUGCAAGAGUUAGAUAAAUUUGAUCAGCAACUUCAUGAAGAAAAUAUUAACCAAAAUUAACCGUCUACAAAUUUUUAUUAGAAUUAUUGUUCUUACAGCAUUCAAAUGUAGAAAGUAAAUAUUUGCACUAUAACCUGGGAUGUAAUAAAUUGCUUAACAUUUUUCUAUUGCAAUAAUUUUUUUACUUGUUACAAUAAAUUACUAUUAUAUAAUUAAUUGAACUUACUGCGCAAAUCAUUCAAUAAUAUCGACGUAGUAACCCCAUGAAAUUUGUAAAAAUGCUCCGAUUUCGGGAAAAAGACUCCGAAAUGAUUCCGUGCGUCCGUGAAAAACGAAAAUGGCGUGUACUGUGAUCAGAGACACAAGCAGACACAACAGACACAGUGCAUCAAUGUAUGAGUGCUUGUAUACGUAUAAUACUUACUUGUGUACAUUACAGCUGUUUUUACUAAUAAUUUUGAAAUAAGAUUGAAACAUUAUAUUUAUUAUCAAUACUUCAAUUUCUGUAUUGAUUUUACGUCUGUUUACAUUACUAUUUUCACAUAGUUGUCUAUUUCGAUACUUGUAUCUUUAAUAUUUUAUUCUCAUUGUAGUUUUAUAUGAGGUAUGAUCCCCAAGCAGAUCAAGAACAGGAGUUCAUGGAAAAUCUUCUCAAUAUCUUGUGCUCCAGUUCGAUGGAAGCAUUCAACCGUGAAAGAUUUUUUAAAAGAUGAAGGGCUUCAACUAAUUAAUCUUCUUUUUAGAGAAAAGAAAAUGUCACGAUACGAGACACAACAGACAGUACAAUGUUUGAGUGUUUGUACGUGUGAAUGUGCUUGUAUAUGUAGACUUACUUGUAUGUAUUAUGUUUUUACUAAUAAUUCAAAUAUUGGUUCUUUUCCUAUUAAACAUUAAAAAAACAAAGCAAAGUUUCAAAUAAUAUUUUAUUCUCAUUUGAUUG